This is a messenger RNA of Cladocopium goreaui, 933 nucleotides long. NCBI's taxonomy places the organism in Eukaryota, Dinophyceae, Suessiales, Symbiodiniaceae. The record is from the annotation of a GenBank genome assembly.
AUGGCUGUCGUCCUCCAUGCUUCUGCGUUGUCUGGGGUGUGCCAAACUGCGUUCCGUGCUGAACUUGCUGCUGUUGCGUAUGUCUUGCAUUGGGCGGCUCGAACCGGCAUUGCUGUUCGUGUUUGGUCGGAUUGCUCGGGGGUGGUUAACAAGGUGAAGCUGAUGUGCAAUGGGCGUUUUCGCCUUGGUGUCAAUCGGCCCAACAGCGACUUGUGGAUUUGGAUUGCUGCUUCAUUGGAUGACAUUGGGGUGGAUCGGGUUCAAAUCCGUAAGGUUGCCGCCCACCGCACUCUGCAAAGUGCCCGGACGGCAGAUGAGAUGUGGCAAUUCUUUCACAAUGGUUAUGUGGAUAAGGCUGCCCGCCUUGCAAAUCAAGCGAGGCCGGAACAGUUUUGGAAGCUUUGGGAACAACAUGUGCAGGCGACUCAGGCAGCUCAGAAGCUUGUCAAUCAGGUUCAAGCUCUUCACGUUGCAAUUGGCCGCCGCCAUGUUUUGUCGGAAGAGGAAGCAGACCAAGGUACAGAGGUGCCGCAGCGGAGCACCAGACAGUUUGAGAUGAAUUUUUCUCUUGGACGUUGGUUUGGUCAUGCGCUGCCCGAUUCAUCUCGGUUGUUUGGGACGACCCAUGUUUCAAGAGUGGUGAGAUGGUUUACAGAACGGAUUCGUGACACUACAGCAGAUGAUUUGCGUUGGGUGUCGUUUGCACAGUUGUAUCUGGACUUUCAGAUGUGCUGGGGACUGCCAGGUCCAUUGCGAGUCCAAAAUCAGUGGGUCGACAUCAGCAUGCAUUUGUUCAAUGUGCCUCGCUUCCGUGGGCACCUUUUGCGCUCCAUACGGUUGACAACUGGCUUGCUGCUAAUCUGGUUCAACCGUGCACACGGAAUGCUGCCGCCCUUCUCCGCCUACCUGCUCCCUCGCAAUGCCUGGAGAUGA